Penicillium salamii is the source of this 384-nucleotide messenger RNA. The record is from the annotation of a GenBank genome assembly. NCBI's taxonomy places the organism in Eukaryota, Fungi, Ascomycota, Eurotiomycetes, Eurotiales, Aspergillaceae.
AUGGCUACUCUCACGUACAGUGUGGCGAGGUAUACCGUUGCAACAGGACACUUGAUCCUGGAACACAACUAUCCACCCAGCAAGACAAGCCCUAGUGCCGUCUCCGUCGAUAUCACUGGGAUUCUUGAAGACGUCACCGCAGAAGCACUGCGCAUUGGAACAUGGCUGAACGUUGUGGGCUACGUCAGAGAAGUCGAACCAGUGCAGCCAUCAUCGUCAUUCUCAUCUAACUCUGGUGAUGCCAAUGAAUCAUCUACAACUCCUCGACCUGUUUACAUCGAAGCCAUUAUGGUUUUCUCAGCUGGAGCCAUCGCAGUGGGAGAAUAUGAGCGUAUCCUGCGCAAUUCCCAAGAUGUGGAACGGAUGAUGAAGUCGAAUACCUAG